UUCCAAGAAUUUCCAGUCAUUCUGUGCUUGAAUGAUUUUGUGUUUAAGAUAUAUCUCCUUAAGUUUAGCAGAUCAUUUAUAUAAGAAGUGUAUCUGAAUUAUAGAAUAGGCUUACGUUUAAUUAACAAACGGAGCUUUUUGUGUUUAACCAAGGGACAAUUCGACACGGUUGAUGACAUUCCAUGGAGGUGUCCAAUCAGAGCGCCACAGAAGAACACCUGAUAGCAGACCGGCCUAUCAGUAUCACAGUUUCAGACGAUGGUCUAUGGAUCGUAAGGAUGGAUAAUGAGCGGCAGAGUUUAACGAUAAUGAGCAGCAGACUCAGUGAGAUUCGGAGAUGAUAUAUGAGGAUGACGAUCGGAGAACAAGGGAGUCUUAGACCAGCACAGUCGAUAGGGUUGUUCGAGUACUCAGGGGCCAGUGCAGUAGGCAGGUUUCGACCGGCUACGCCAUGUUUUGAUAAGAUUGCUAGACGUAGUAAUCCAGUUCAACCAGACACGAAUACAUCUUGCAGUUUUGUUGAUAAGAUUCCUCCUAAACUAGAUGACAAUUCCAAAGACCAUCAUGCGUGUUGGGUUCGUUCUAGAGGUCACACAUCCACGAGGAUUCCUGCUAAUACCGUGUUGUUACUUGCUAUUGUCAAUAACAGCUUGAUCGGGCCAAGAAUAAUUGAUUCUACUUCGUCAGCCGAGACCAGACUUCCUCCACCAUUCGUGACGGCCAACCUGUUAAAGAUCGAGACACCGUGAUACUCCAUUCCACCUACACCAUAAACCAUUGCUUAGAAAUAGACUUUGAAAGGUGAUUGCACCAUCAUAGAUUUGGACACCAAGAUAUUUCCCUUAAAAUAGGUUAUGAGAAGAUGUUCUCCCGUGUUAAUUAAUUAGUAUAGUACAAAAAGCUUACUUCCAUUGUUAUAUAAUCAUUUUUUUAUAAGAAGGUUUUUGUUCAUUAAUUACACUACUAUUAUUAUAGUAGAUCUAUAUUCUUGCUUA
Molecule: messenger RNA, 995 nt
Organism: Bolinopsis microptera
Lineage: Eukaryota; Metazoa; Ctenophora; Tentaculata; Lobata; Bolinopsidae
Exons: 4
Coding region: 345-749 (134 amino acids)
Source: RefSeq, a predicted model, not a curated record